Molecule: messenger RNA, 936 nt
Organism: Branchiostoma belcheri (Belcher's lancelet)
Lineage: Eukaryota; Metazoa; Chordata; Leptocardii; Amphioxiformes; Branchiostomatidae
Product: alpha-N-acetylgalactosaminide alpha-2,6-sialyltransferase 1-like
Exons: 6
Coding region: 1-936 (311 amino acids)
Molecular function (GO): sialyltransferase activity
Source: RefSeq, a predicted model, not a curated record
AUGCCAUAUAUCAAAGGUGGCGCAAAAGAAAACGAGGGGACAGACUUUUUCAUCUUCAGGCAAAACCCAAACUGGAAGAACUCCACUUGUAACACAUCUCUACAGAAGAAGGCAUUUAGGUCUGGGGAGUAUGGACCAAUCUUUCGACCGGACAUUCAGAUGUGGACUAACAGCAAGUUGUUCAAUGAGAGUGAAUAUUUGCGACUGAAACCAUGGACCAUACCUUAUGGAUACAAGUACAAGGAAGAAAUCACAUAUGAAGACGUCCUUGAGACGCUGAAAUUGUUUCCUGCGGAAGAUUCUAUCUUCAACUUCAGCCGCUCAGGCAAGCCGGAAUGCAUCACGUGUGCCGUGGUCGGGAACGGAGGCAUGUUAAACGGAUCCGGCAUGGGAAAGGAGAUCGACACGCACGACUACAUAUUUAGGGUUAAUCAGGCAUACACAAGAGGCUAUGAGAAAGACGUUGGCAGCAGGACAACUCAUUAUGUGUUCUUCGAUCGCUCCCUCCAACCGAUGAAGCAAGGGCACUAUCCAGUUAGUCAGAAUAUCACGUAUAUAUUCGUGCCUUGUCGUAAGUUCGACUAUGUGUAUCUUAAGAGGAUAGGAGACGGCAUAAACAAGUUCAAAGCACCCCCUGAGAACAUAAGAGUUCUCCAUCCUGACUUCCUGCGAUACAUUCAUUUCGUGUGGAUGAGGGUCCGUUCGUUUCGUCCCACAACUGGCGCCAUCAUGACGAUGACGGCUCUGCAUGCCUGUGACAAGCUCAGUCUGUACGGAAUGGGCUACAACAUCAAGUACAGCAACCACUAUUUCGACCCACAGUAUCAGAAGUUCGCAAAUGUGAUGGGGAGUCACAAUCACGAACGAGAGAUCGAGUUAUGGGACCGUCUGGACAAAGAAGGCAUCGUGUACUGGUAUAGAAGAGACGUUUUCUAA